Oryza sativa Japonica Group (Japanese rice) is the source of this 1428-nucleotide messenger RNA. RefSeq names its product heavy metal-associated isoprenylated plant protein 32. The record is from RefSeq and is a predicted model, not a curated record. NCBI's taxonomy places the organism in Eukaryota, Viridiplantae, Streptophyta, Magnoliopsida, Poales, Poaceae. Gene Ontology annotation, molecular function: metal ion binding.
UCCAUAUAUAUUGAGCAAGAUAUCAACACGGCUAGCCAUCGGUUGUCACUGAGCAGAUGAAACACCCCGUUUCUUGCAUGAAUAUUGAACUAAUUCCUGUGAAAUUCUCUGUUUGCAAACAGGGCUUGUUAUUUUCAUGGCCAAGGAACAAGAUCAGCUCAUCAAGAGAGUUGAGCUGAAGGUGAGUGUCAACUGCUGCGACGGAUGCCGGAGCAAGGUGCUCAAAGCCCUCAACCUUAAAGGCGUGCUGAGGACGGAGGUCCACCCGACGGCCGGCAGGGUGGCGGUCGUCGGCGACGUGGACGCCGGUCGCCUCGUCAAGAGGCUCGCCAAGGUCGGCAAGAUCGCCGAGGUGAUCGUCGUCGCGCAGCCGUCGCCGGAGGUGGAGAGGAGGAGGCGCGACGUCGGCGGCAGCAAGAAGGAGGCGUCGCCGGACAACGGGAAGAUGGGCGGCGGCACGGCGCCGAAACACGGCGGCGCCGACGACGACAAGCGCGGCGAGACGAAUGGCGGCGCAGGGAGCGGGGCUAGCUCAGCUCGAAUCCAUGGCGGUGGCGACGACGACGUGAAGGCGGCCAUGUGCUGCUACCACCGGGCGGAGCCGCCGGCCAUGGCCGUGCCCGUGCUGCAGCCACCGUACUAUGCGGCGAACUUCACAAUGCCGCCGCCGCAGCCGCCGGCGGCGGCGUACGGUUUUGGUGGCUGCUACCACGGGACUCCUUCGCCGGCGAUGGCGCUGUGCCGCCGCGGCCGUAUUCCGGUGGUCCGGCCGCAGCCGACCCGGUUCGCCGACGAGUGCUGCAUGUACGGCGACGACGACAUCGCCGGCUGCCACGUCAUGUGAAGAUCACCAGUGUGCAUCGAAUUUUUUUUUUCUUUAAUCUUCUUUCUGGUUCUACUAAUGGAGAACACUAGCCUAAUUUUAUUUAUUUAAUUGUUUUUUUUAUGAAUUUUCAGCAAAAACUAAAAGUCUUAAUGUAUACCAUCGAAAAAAGUAAUUAGUGUUACAGAUCCAGCUCUUAGUCUCUCAAAUACUAAUGUCCAGUUUUGGUCUGGACGAGGAGCUAGUGCAUCGAAACUUUUUCUUUAAUUCUUUGUCGUUCUUCUACUAAUGGAGAACACUAGCCUAAUUUAAUUAAUUUAUUUUUUUUAUGUAUUUUCUGCCCAAAAUAAAGUAUUUCUGUAUACCAUCGGAAAAGUAAUUAGUUACAAUACAGAUCCAGCUCUAAAUCUCUCAAAUACUAUGAACUUAAUCAUAAUUGUUAGACUUGUUUUACAAUAUAUCUUACCAUCUUAAUAACCUACAGUGAUCAAAAAACCCUUUCAGAAGGUACUGAAACUACAAAGCAAAGAAAGGUGCAACAGCUCAAUAACCAAAUCACUUUCGAUAGAGGCAUCAGUUUUCAUUUGGUGAUAAUACAGUAACUU